AUGAAAAGACAGGACGUCGUCAGUGAAGCUGCUGCGCCAGAAGUAACGGACGCCACUGAAGCAGAACCCGAGACAGCAGCCGAUCCUGGCCCUGAGGAAACGGGUGCUUCUGAGUCUCAGCCCACGGACGAUACCUCGAAUGCCGACGAUGGUGAAAGCGGUACUCUGACGACUGCUCUCGUUGAAGAACUCUUCACGACAAUGGUAACAAAACCAGGCUCGCUUGAAGUAACAUCCGUUACCGAAACCAUCACCGAGACUGGGGAGAUCACACGCACACUGGUCGAAACCAUUCCAGGAACUACAUAUGUCACAUCAUCCGAAGUGCCUGUCGAAGACCAACCCACAUCGGAUGGCGGCGUGCCGGUAACUGGUGCUUACGUCCCAGUCACUGUGACAGAGCCUGCACAGACAAAGACGAGCAUCACCGUAAUGGAAAGCGGCGUGGUUCGCACAACUGUCAAGGAGACCACACGCACUGGUCCCCCGAUUGUAUAUGCUUCUGUCGGAACGACGACACUGUACUCCGUCCUUACUCUCGACUCGGAGGGAAAGAUUGCGAAGCCCCCCGUUACAAAGUAUCGAACGAGCCAGGUUGAAGCCACUGUUAAAACGAUUGUCGAUGCGCCACCGCCGGUAACAAUGGUCCAGACACUCCCUGAUGGCCAAAUUAUCACAUCGGUGUCUACACCAAUUGGUACGACACGGGUAACGACUAUGCCCCCGACGCAGGUUGUCAUCACCGACGUUUCCACUCCCACGGGCGGUACUCGUAUCGUCGUUGAGGCUACGACACAUACUCUCACGCAAUCGGAUUAUUUCAUUGGGAAAUUCCUUCCACCUAUCGUUGCCGUGCUUCUCGCCAUGGGCAUUCGCGCCCUGAAUCAAGCAGCACAACAAUACCAACCAUUUGCUGCACUUACCAGAGAGGGUGGCGCAUUGGGUCGUGAGGCUUUGCUUCUGAGCUUUGAUGGUUGGCAGAGCAUAAUUCUCCCGUUCAAGCUCCUUUUCAACAACCAGCCUCUUCCCUUCUUGACAGCUCUGGCUCUGUGGUCAUCGAGUUUUGUGGCGCCUCUAUCCAGUGAAGCCAUUGGGCUCAAGAUUUACGGCCGCUGUAGCAAGGGGGCCAUUGACGGCUGUGCUCUUGAGCUUGGUGUCUCUAAUAAUGCCGCAUAUGCCCUUGUUGGUCUCUUGGGUGCCCUCGCCAUUCUUCUGGCUUUCACGCUCAGCGUUAUCAGUCGUCAUUGGCGCACCGGUGUGUAUGCAAACCCAUGGUGUGCAGUCAACGCGGCAGCUCUUGUUGCUCGAAACCCAGAGGUUCGAUCUAUGGGAUCUAGUGAUUGGAAAGAUCUUAAGACUUCUAUCACCGAGAAGAGGUUCGCCAUGGGUUGGUUCCGCAACCAAGACGGACGAGACGAAUACGGCGUUGUUAUCGUCGGGAAUAUCGAUCGUCCCAUCGCAGCUACAUACGCCAAUACGCCAUAUACUGAAGGUAUGGCCUAUCGCCCACAGACACGCCAUAGAGCUCCACAGACCUUUAUGGCUUUGAGCUUCUGGUACCGAUUCACAUUUCUUGUGUUUUUGAUCUGUCUUCUUGGCUUCGUCGGUUACUAUCACUUUGUCGAUACCUUUGGCACCCUGCCCAAGAACAUGAAGAAACUCAUGGAGAGCCAGGACUUUGGUGUACGCUUUGUCUAUUCCGCGCUUGGUGUUAUUGUUAGCUUCUGUUGGGAGUUCCUGUUUACGAGUGUCGCUGUCAUCACGCCCUACCGCCGCAUGGCUGAAGACCCUCAAGUACCGACACGGUCAGUCUUGAUGACACCAGCUACCAAUCCAGUCUCGGGCGUGUUUGUUGCGCUGCGAAUUCGAGAUCCUCUCCUCUUCUUUACGGCUUUCACCACCGUCCUUGCACAAUUUUUGCCGAUUUUACUCGCCAAUGUUCCGUACAACCGUACACAAACAAGCGAUGCCCACGAGAUAUGCUCCCGCCUCAGCAUUGGCAUCUUGCUUGUCAUGGUUGUUGCCAUGCUGUCCAGUCUGUUGGUCAAAUGGCCAGACCUGCCUGUUGAUCCCAGUAGUCUAGCGGGAGCGCUAUGGUAUGUCUCUGAUGCGCCAUGGGUGAGAGGUCUUGAGGGCGUCGCGGCAAUGAGUGCAAAUAAGCGCAAGAAUGCGGUGCAGGGUCUCGGGGGAAGAUGGACAUAUGGACCCAUCCAUACACCUAUGGGAGAGCGUAUGUGUAUUGAACACGGAACAACAGGAUUCAGAGGUUAG
Molecule: messenger RNA, 2271 nt
Organism: Fusarium graminearum PH-1
Lineage: Eukaryota; Fungi; Ascomycota; Sordariomycetes; Hypocreales; Nectriaceae
Exons: 2
Coding region: 1-2271 (756 amino acids)
Source: RefSeq, a predicted model, not a curated record